Messenger RNA from Sphaeramia orbicularis (orbiculate cardinalfish), 3959 nucleotides. It is a transcript of the gene lekr1, whose product is annotated as Leucine-, glutamate- and lysine-rich protein 1. The record is from RefSeq and is a predicted model, not a curated record. The transcript has 12 exons. NCBI's taxonomy places the organism in Eukaryota, Metazoa, Chordata, Actinopteri, Kurtiformes, Apogonidae. Bases 97 to 2247 code for a protein of 716 amino acids.
GGCCAGGACACUCUACACGUUAGGGAAAACUCCAGCCAAAACUGAAGUGUUCUGAUUGAUUUUUUUUCGUUCCUUCUUCGAACACCUCCAUUGACUAUGGGAGACAAAGAGAGACCUUUGAAGGAAGAGCUGGAGGAGGAGGAGGAGGAGGAAGAAGAGAAGGAGGAGGAAAUGAAAAUGAAGGUGUCUCUUUCCUGUCGUCCAAUCUAUCCACUGCCUGAUGACAUAAAAAAGAUGCAGCGCAGUGAGACAGUGUGUAGUUAUUGUGGUGUAAGCUACCUUAUUUUCCAUGAGUUCCAUCAACUCCACACUCAGCUGGCUCAGUUAGAGGCUGAGUUACAGGACCUUAAAGACACUGCCCAGAGAGAGAAGGCCCAGCGAGAGGCACUGGAGCUGGGCAGGAUAGAGUGGGAGAAGGCGCUUCACCUGGAGGUACAGAGGAAAGCUGAAGAAAACGAGCGAAGCCUAAGAGAAAAGCUAGAAGGGAAGAGCAAGGAGAUGAGGAAAGCACUUAGAGGAGAGUUAGAACAAAAGCAUAAGAACGAGAGACAAGAAAUGGCAGAGGAGUAUCAGAAAAGGAGUGAUGAAAAAGUGAGAAAUCUUAGAAAAGAGCUGGGAGAAAUUGAAGCAGAGAGACUGAAAAAGCAGAAAGAAGAGCUGGAGCUGAAGGCUGAAGAGAGGGAGAAAGUCCUGAGUGACGCACUUCAAAAGGCCAAUAAAAACCUCGACGAGCUGAGAAAACACCUUCAACAGCUGGAAGAGAGGCUGGCAAUAGCAUCUUCCGCAAAGGAGAAGGUAGAGCAGGCACUUGGAAAAGAGAAGCAGCAAGGUGAAACUCUCAGAGGUGUGUGUGUUCAGCAACAGCAGGCCCUGCGAGGAACUCUCUCCGUGCUACGCUCCUUUGGCUGUGAGCUUACAGAUGUACGGGGUUUUCUGAGCCAGCUGACAGGGGCCUGGCAGGCCUCCAAAUCUCAAAUGCUGCAGCACAGCACACAGGUGUUUUCAGCGCUGACAGAGAGGAUGAAGCACUCCAGUGUGGAGUUUCAGAAAAUGAGAGAAGAGAGGGAGCACCUAACUCAGCAGCUGAUGGAGCAAAAGAGACAAAGUGAGCAACAGCUGUCCCAACAAGAUGCCUCAGAGAAGGAGCAGAGGGAAAAGCUACUCAGGUUAAAAGGGGAGUUGGAGGAGAAACACGAGAGGUUGUUGUCCUGCCAACAAAAGUGUGACACUUUACAUGAGGAGUUAUCAUCAUGGCAACAGAGAGAGGAAAAAAUGAACUGGAAGUACUCUGCAGCUGAAGAGGAAGUGACACAACUCAGGAAAGCUUUGGAGAGAGUCCAGCAGGAAACUAGAGAACUGAGGAGAGAGAGGGACAUGUGGACUGAAUCUCAUGGCAGAGCCCUGAGGAAGAUGGAGGAGGACUGCCAGCAGCAACUGGAUUCAAAGUUGGCUGAUGCCCUAGAAAAGGAGAGAACAAAGAAUGAGUUGCACCUGAAGGAGCAGAUGGAGGAGCUCCACAGGGACAUGGAGCUAGAGCUGACAAUUGACAGGGAGAAGAGCCAACUGCUGCUUCGACAGUAUCAGCAAGACAGCACACAACUCCUGCAGAAGCUGGAGGAGAGGGACCAGGAGGUACAAAGACUCGAAGAGGAUCUGAAGAAGGAGAGGAGGAGCAGGGAGCAGAUACAUGAGGAGCUGCAGCGCUCCAAACAGCAGGAGGCACUGCAGCUGAACCAGGCUACAGCUGAACUCCAGAUGAUGACUGAGAAGAAUCGGCAACUACAAGAAGAGGUGGCGUUACUCCACGAGACAGUGAGGAGGGAGUGUGAGGAGAGGGAGGAGCUGACCGCUGCUUUGUCUCAAGCUCAAGAGGAACUCCUGGGGCAGCGAUCCCCAGCGUCUGCUCAGAAGUCUGUUGAGUCUAUGUCGUACCCCCCAGACAGACACACAAGUUCACUCAACAAGCAUCCCGGCGUCUCUAGUCAAACCACAGCAGCUUUACCUCGCUCUCAAACUUUCCCCAUCACUCUCCAGCGCUCCCCAUCCAGCACAGACAAAAGCAGAGAUGGACCCACAGAUGCAGGAGCAGCAGGGAGGAGUGUGGAGCCGUGGGAUAGUGAUGAGGUGUUCGCUAGAGACAAGAGGAGAAGGGGGGGUCUGAAAGCAGGCAGCAAAAUGAAUGACGCUAAAAGAAAGGUUGAUUUAGUGACGCGAAUGAAAGAGAAACAGUCACAUUUUACAGUAUGAAUAGAACACAUUUGAUGUCAUUUCUGCUCACGCUUUCUAACACAUGAAUCCUACGCCAACAGUUGUGUAACUCUAAGUGACACACUCUGCUGCUGAGUCCUGUUGGGAAGCCAGCGCACUCCCAGGACACACACUCUGACAAACAUGCACUUGUUUUCUCACAACCCAACUCACGCAGUCUCGCUGGCACGCACAGGAUUUUACAGGCAAACCCCCCACCCCCACCCCCACCCACACACACACACACACACACCCAAACACACACACAUCGCAUAUACAGCACUGUGUACACAGACACACACAGCGUGUCACAAGGGCAGGGCUGAAGGGGCAUGACAGCAUGUCCCUUGCCACCCGUGGACACAAACAAAAGGCAGGCAAACACAAAAGAAACUGUAAGGCAAGCACCACAGACACACACACACACGCACACACGCACACACACACGCACAACAAUUACACAGCCUUCUCCCCUCUGGCAUUGUGUGUUAUUGACAUCAUUCACUCCGUGCAAGGUCUCUCUCUGUCAUUUCCUCUCCCUCUACAUUUGGGAUGAAUUGGCAUGACGGGAGAAAUGCGUGAAGUGUGUGUGGCAACUCAUUUCCUUGGCACACAUGGAAAGGUUUUGCUUCGACUUCCCUCGUGUCCCUCUUAUUCAGACAAUGCAUGUGCAAGUUGUUCACACAGAAAGGUGGGAUGAUAAUGACUUUGUCCUGCCAACAUUUCCUCUGUUUGCCAAAACACACACAUAUGGUUUAUCUGCAGAAAAAACCUUUGUCCGUGUGGAGAGGAUGUUCACAAAUACAGAACAAUGAACCUGGUGUUCCAUUAAAACAUUUUGUACCUUCUCUGUUUUUGUUGAAAUAGACAAUUUCACAUUGGUGGCAUAAAAGAAAUAUGAGCUAUGAAUGAAUUUAAUAUGCUUAUUUUAAUAUUUUUAUAUAUUUGGAUGUAUUUCAUUCAUUCAUUCAGCUGUGGUGUGUUUUACAUUCACAUCAUUUUGAUCGAAAGUUGAACUCCCUCUGUUCUAUGAUUUAAUAUUUAAUGAUUAAUGGUGCAGAAGUAGCUCUCACUUUGUACUUUGCAGCUGUUGCCUUCCUGUGUUUGAGUGUGGGAUUGUGCCAUGACCUUGUGACAGUUAAAAGACAUUGCGUAUGUGUGUGUGUGCGGAUCCGGUGAGUGAUUGUUUUCCAUCCUAACGCUUCUGUAAUUACGUAAAGACAGUGAAGGACAUUGAUUGUAUGGCGAUUGUAUCAGCACAGCGUGCGUGAGUAGAAGAUUAGGACACUGUUUAUCAGUGACUGACGUUGUUAUGAAGUUCCAAAGUGCAGGUGCGUGGAGCUCCACUUUUCUUCCGGCAGAUGUUUGACCUUUUGAGUACCUCUGGGUGUCUGUAAACACUGUCUUCAGACCUGAGGCUGACAGUUCAUUCCUGACCUUGACAAAAACAGUGAGUGGGUGAGCACAGCCUGACUGCUGCUGGAGGGUAAUUAGAGGCGGGGGACACAAAUCCAGGUGGGUCAUCAGGAGCCAGAGUUGAUUUACUCCACUGAGGAGGAAGUUGAAAGAGCUGGACAUUCGCAAAAUUUGUCCAGACAGCGAUGAAAACACACAGUUCAAACCCAACAGCACAGUCUGAACAGUAGACGUCCAGGUCAAGCAUUUGUUGUAUUAAUACAAAGACAUGGAAUAUUGAUAGUUGUGUGUAGAUG